Messenger RNA from Porites evermanni, 1735 nucleotides. NCBI's taxonomy places the organism in Eukaryota, Metazoa, Cnidaria, Anthozoa, Scleractinia, Poritidae. The record is from the annotation of a GenBank genome assembly.
AUGAGUACAGCGUGUAAAGUUUCUCUGGCUCUGUUGUGUUUAUUUGCUGUUCCGUCAUUCUUGGCCUUGACAGCCGUGGCAGGCAACAAAACCAAACAAACUUCGAGCAAUAUGGUGAGUAAAUUAACCUUCUGCGCGGGAUCGUCCUUGACAUAACUGGAACAAAUGAUAGCAAAAAACUUCAAGAACAGAACCUUGCAUUUUGCGUAGUCCAAUAAAUGAUCAAGAGUACUUUUCUGUGAGUAUUUAUCUAGUCUCGCUCGACGUGAAGGAAUGUCUAAAUAAUUGAUCGCGCCUUUCAAUAAUCAUGAAAAUCGUGAUAAGGUUGCAAAGCUCAGAGACCAUUUCAAUGUCCAUUCCGAUGAUUUAGAAAAACAGCAAUUCAUAAUAAAUGACGUCAACUAAUACUAAACCCGAAUAUGGGAUAGAUUCCUUUCAAAAAAAAGAAUAGUUUCCAUAGCUUUGACAAAUUCUCGCUCUUUAUCGGCACAAAUAAUUUAGAAAGAUGUUUUAGGGAACUUCCUAAAUCAUGACGUCAACUAACUUCGUGUCUCGAUCAAAUUGUAUGUCUUGACCAUAUAUCUAACGAUGCGUUAAUGUAAGUUUUCUCCACAACACUUAUAACACAAGGGGCCAAAUAGAGUUGGGAAAAGGGAGCCGAAGGGGAAAGAAUAUUUUAAGAAUAUUUGCAGACAUUAUAAAAAUAUUCGUCGGAAUUUUUCAGGGGUUUAUUUUCCGAAAGGCUUGUGGGAGAAAGGAAGGGAGUUAAAUUGUUUAAAGUGUGUCAUAAAGGCACAAGAAUUUUCUUUCUUUUAUUUUGUUUUGUUUUAUUUUUAUUUAUCUUUUUUUGUCUAGAGGUGGCUAAGCAUCGCCGAUGAGACGAAAUCACUGAGGGAGUUAUUUUGCUCAGCGCAGAAUAACACUUUUUAAAGAAACUUUUUGUUUAUCUCUCUAGCAAUCUCCUCCAUCCUGGUGUGGUGGUAUUCCAGGCAUGCACGGGUUACCAGGCCGUGACGGACGUGAUGGCCGAGAAGGAGCGAAAGGUGACCCGGGAAGCCCGGGAAAGGCUGGGCCCCAGGGACCUGCUGGUGUAAAUGGGAAAGAUGGUGCUAAAGGAGAGCCUGGUGUAAAGGGCCCACCAGGUCCAAAAGGAGAGCGUGGACAAAGUGGACAUCCUGGGAACCCAGGUCUGAUGCCUUUCAAAAACUGGAAAGAGUGUGCUUGGAAUAAUUUAAACGAUGCCAAAGACAAUGGUUUAAUAAAGGUAAAACUUAGACUUAGAAAGUUUUGUUUAAUUCUAAGUGGCUGAAUAGUCUUUUUUUUUUUUUUGCUAUCAUAGCCAAAUGAUUUGCUUUUCUACGUUUAUUUUCCACAAAUUUAGGACUGUGUCUUCACCAAGAACUUUUCUGACACAGCUCUUCGUGUGGCCUGGACUGGUGCUCUAAGAAUAUACAGGUGUACAGACUGUUGCAAACGCUGGUACUUCACUUUCAACGGCGCAGAAUGUUCAGCUCCCCUACCUAUUGACGGUAUUGUGUACAUGUGGCAGGGCAAUACACAAGAUCUUCACCGCGUCCGCCAUAUUGAGGGGCACUGUAACAACAUUCACAAAGGAAAGGUGCGCGUGGGAUUCUGGGUUGGUAAUUGCCAACAUAGAAAUCGUGGUGACGCCUACACGGGCUGGCAGUCUGUGUCCCGGAUCUUCAUUGAAGAAGUUCCUAAGGCUCAGUUCUAG